Cuscuta campestris is the source of this 1003-nucleotide messenger RNA. Lineage: Eukaryota; Viridiplantae; Streptophyta; Magnoliopsida; Solanales; Convolvulaceae. The record is from the annotation of a GenBank genome assembly.
GCCACUCCAGAUGUAGUCCAGUACAUUCCAAAGCCCAAAGAAAAAUGGGAUGAUAGAGAUUGCAAAAAGCACAAUCUGGACAACGUCGCCAAAGCAGCCAUCUUCAAGACACUUGAUCCCAUCACCUUCUCCAAAAUUAAGCAUCUCAAGACUGCCAUGGAGAUUUGGCAAGGUCUUGGGAAGCUAUGUGAGGGAUCAGAGGACCUGAGAAAGCAGAAGAUAGAAGUCUUGCUUGAGAAGUUUAAAAGCUUCAAAAUGCUUCCCGGAGAAUCAUUUGAUAUGUUGGAUGAAAGAUUCCACAAGAUAUUGAAUGAUCUUGCAUCACUUAACAACGUUCUUUCUCCCAAAGAAAAGAAUGUAAGGUUGCUGAGAUCACUUCCAACUGAGUGGUAUACCAAAGCCACAGCCAUGGAAGAAGGAAGAAACCUGGAGAACUACACUGUCCAAGGUCUCCUUGACGAGCUCAAAACCUAUGAGCACGAGCUGAAGAAGAAGAAGGAAGAACAAGUCACUCCCUUCCCCACGGCAUUGAUGACAACUCCAAGAGUCCCAUCAAGUGAAGGGACAUGCCCAAGAAGGCCAACCAAGGGAAAGCCACAAGUAAGUGACUCCCCUCCUGAAUCUUAUUUGUGUUAUAACUGCAGGAAGCCUGGCCAUUGGAAGUCAGCAUGCCCGUACCCAAAGGUUGAGAAGUACGGAGAAAGAGAAAGAAACGAGAAGAAAAAGAAGGCAAUGGUUGCUGCUGAGAGUGAUGAGUCAUCCAGCUCAAGCUCGGAUGAAGAAGCCCUCGUUUGCAUGGAGCGCAGAGUUGAAAAGUCCAACCAUGAGGAUAGGUGGACUAUGUCAGAAGAUGACACUCUCUGCCUAAUGGCCAAAGAUGAUGCUGAUCAAGAGGUAACCUCACAAACCUCCUGCUCAUCUUCUUAUGAAAGCAUACCAACUUCUGAAAAUCUUUUUGACCAGUUCAAAAAGAUGAUGGAAGAUUUUGAGGAAAUAAAUCUCA